UGGGAAUGGAAGGUGCCAAGGAAGCUUCUAGUGAUGCACGUCAGCGGCAGCGGCCCUGAAGCUUGUGUAAGCUUCUUGGAUUUUUGGGCCUAAGCUUCCCGAUUCUUGGUGUGAUGCGACUCUUCUACAACUGCCCCUCCAUCACUUCGAUGGCCUCACCAAGAAAUACUCACGAUGAUACCUUCAGGAGUUGUCUGGUGGAAUUCACUGGAGAUCGGCCGACGGUCUAGACGCUUGGGCGGGUCCAGGCGAUCGCAAGCACCCGCAGUUACGAAGCAGAUAUUGACCCCAACCCCGACGGGAAUUUCCCUUCCACUCAUCCUCACCCCACAGCUGUCACCGUCACUGUCACCGUCAGCAUGGGCUGUGCAAAAGGAACCGAAGGAUUGGGAUAUUUUCCGUUUCCUUCUCCUUCUCCUUCUCGAGUCUCGACUUUUUUGACACGAGCUUCUUUGUUCCUCCCUCACUCUCUUACUGAUGCUUCAACGACUCCUCUGACGGUCGUCAAUGUCAACUGUGCAAUCUCAUCCAUCUACCAACCUGCAUCACAACAGUUGCUGACCAUUCACAUCUAUCCACGCCCACGGAACUGCGCUUCGCUGCGCUGCACUGCGAUCUGCGACAUCUGAAUGAAUACGAGGUCGCCUUGACCACUUCUACAUCUUACUCACUUGCGCGCCAUAUAUCCAUCCAUAUAUGUAAACGCAAUUCGCAUCUUCAGCUCCUCCAUCCUCUCUAAAUAUUUCUCGAGCCAUCCAAUCGAGAUGUUGACAACCUCCAUGAUGGCUCUACCAACUCCCCUCGUCACAACUUUGCUACUCUCCAUCUUGUCGAGUUUAGUAAAGGCGCAAACGGAUGAUGCGAAAGCAUGCACUUGUUUUCGAACAAACGGAUCCUCCUCGGGAUAUUUCACCUCACAUCGUUUCUUCGACUAUCGGAAUGUCGUUUCCAGUCAGGCAGUAGUCCCAGAUGUCACUACUGCUCUGGAUAUCACGACUCACUCCAUGGCUUCUUCCGAUUUCUUUACCACUGAUUCUUGGACGAGCAUGUGGACGGUACAGAAUUGGACAAAUAGUGAUAGCAGGGCAUCUAGUGAUGCUAGUAUUCUGAUGGCCAACUCUCCGAGUAAUGUUUACAUUGGUAUGGAAUAUUUUCAACUUUCCUGCUGACAAUCGCUAAUAUACUUCUGCAGAAAAAAGUAACGACACCGACCCCUCCUACUCCACCUACCUCACCCUCCGAACAUCACGUCAAAAAGACUUCCAAUCCGCCGCCGAAAUCAACUCAGCCGAAAAGAACUUCCAAUACCUCUCCGCCCGCUUCUACGCACGCGUAAUCGGCUCCUCAGGCGCCUGCGCAGGAAUGUUCACCUACCUCGCCCCGGAAUCCGACAAGAAACCCUGGACCGUCCAAGAAGCCGACAUAGAAAUCCUCACCAACGGACCUAGAAAUAAAGUCCAAUACACGAACCAACCAUCCGUCGACAAGAAGGGAAACACCAUCACGAAAGGCACGAUCAAUGGCACGAACCCGGAGAACAGGGAUUGGAGCCAGUGGAAUGUUUAUCGUUUAGAUUGGAUCCCCAAGUUAUCGGAGUGGUACGUGAAUGGACAGUCCGUGGCAAGCAUCAAGUUCCAAGCACCUGUUGAUCCAGCGGGACUCAUGAUUAACAUGUGGUCCGAUGGCGGGUCCUGGACGGGGAAUAUGAGUUUGUUUGAAGAAGCGUAUUUACAGAUCCAGUGGAUGGAGGUGGUGUAUAACACGAGUGGACCAGCAGAGGGGAUCCGAAGAAGAAACGAGGCGGAUGAGAUGAACCACGCUGGACCUUUGGUCAAGAGGAAAGGGAGGAAAGGGUGUAAAGUCGUUUGUGGGAUCGAUGAGCAGGUUGUAAAGACUGGGACGCCGGUGAUUCUUAUUAAUAAUACUGCUUCUGCGCCGCUGGGUUGGAAAGGGCAGGGUGUCGGGUGGAUGGGGUGGAUACCGCUGUUACUGGGUGCCGCUACUGUCUUUGGAUUCUUUUGAGUUAAAGUGGACGGGAUUGUUUAAUGGAU
Messenger RNA from Hymenoscyphus albidus, 2051 nucleotides. NCBI's taxonomy places the organism in Eukaryota, Fungi, Ascomycota, Leotiomycetes, Helotiales, Helotiaceae. The record is from the annotation of a GenBank genome assembly.